ACAUGACAACAUCUCAAGUCCAGAAGAUAGAAACAGAGUUUUCUAUUAAGGCAGAUGCUAAGGAAUUCUAUGAUGUUUUCUGCAACAAGACACACCAAGUUGCCAAGGCUUGCCCUCAUAUUGUACAGAGUGUUGUAAUUCAUGAAGGUGAAUGGGGAACUGAGAGAUCCAUCAUUUCAUGGAACUAUGUUUAUGAUGGCAAGGCUUGUGUUGCUAAGGAGAUUAUUGAAGACAUUGACAAAGAAAACAAUAAAAUGAGCUUUAGAGUGUUGGAAGGAGACCUGGUGAAGCACCACUACAAGAGCUUCAAGUUCUUGCUUCAUGCUGUUCCCAAGGAAAAGGGAGGAAGCAUGGUGCGUUGGACCAUGGAAUAUGAGAAGAUCAAUGAAAACACUUCUGAUCCUCACACGAGUUGGUAG
Messenger RNA from Arachis duranensis, 419 nucleotides. RefSeq names its product MLP-like protein 34. Gene Ontology annotation, biological process: defense response. The record is from RefSeq and is a predicted model, not a curated record. Lineage: Eukaryota; Viridiplantae; Streptophyta; Magnoliopsida; Fabales; Fabaceae. The coding region runs from base 3 to 419 and encodes 138 amino acids. The transcript has 2 exons.